UGCUUUUAGUUGAGGCAAAUGUCAUUCGCCGCCGGCAGGCACAGGUGGUGAUCAAUUCCCUCCCCUACUCUUCGUUGUGCUACGCUACUACUUCACUACGUACCGUUGCCGCGAGGAGCAACCGAGCAGACGAUGAUGCCGAUGCCUCCUUCCCCUCCGGCUGUUCCGCUGAUCGGGCACCUCCACCUCGUCGCCGGCGGGCUCCCGCAUGUCCGCCUGCGGGACCUCGCUGCGAGGCAGCAGGACGGCGAGGGGCUCAUGCUCCUGCGCCUCGGAACGGUCCCGACGCUGGUAGUCUCGUCGCCGCACGCUGCGCAGCAGGUCCUGCGCGCCCACGACAAGUCGUUCGCGUCCCGGCCACGGACCGUCGUCGGUGACAUACUCUCGUACGGGCCGUCGGACGUCGGGCUCGCGCCGUACGGCGAUUGGUGGCGGCAGGCUAAGAAGCUGGUGACCACGCACCUUCUCAGCGCCAGAAAGGUGCAGUGCUACCGCGCCGCCCGCGAGGAGGAGGUGGGCGCAGUGAUCGCCAAGAUCCACGGUGCUGCCGGGGCACAUGCGGCUGUGGACAUGAGCGAGCUCCUGAGCUCCUUCACCAACGACAUCCUGUGCCGUGCAGUGGCUGGGCGGUCGUUCCGGGCGGACGACGGCCGGAACAAGGUGUUCCGGUAUGCCGGCACGGCCGUUGUAGGGGGCUUCAACCCGGAGAACUUGUACCCUCGGCUGGCAAAAGUAGCCGGCGGCGUGCUCACGUGGCCGGCACGCCGGAGGGCGGAGAGGCUGAGGUCCCAGUGGGACAAGGUCUUCGACGCCCUGAUCGACGAGCACGCGAGAGAGAUGGCCGGCGGCGCUGGUGGUGGAGAUCUAGAGGAGACUGACUUCAUACAUGUGCUCCUGUCCGUACAGGAAGAGUAUGGGCUCACCAGAAACAGCAUCAAGGGUAUCCUGGCUGACAUGUUUACAGCGGGCACUGAUACUUCAUAUGCGGCCCUAGAGUUCGCCAUGGCCGAGCUCAUGCGGCAUCCACAUGCUUUGGCCAAACUACAGGCUGAGGUGAGGAAAACAACGGCGGCGGCGGCGGCGUCGGGCGAAAAACAAGUGAAGGAGACAAACCUCGACGGAAUGACGUAUCUAAAGGCGGUCAUCAAAGAGACGCUCCGUCUCCACCCGCCAGCGCCGCUCCUUCUCCCGCAUCUCUCGCUAGAGGACUGCGACUUGGACAGCUACACCGUUCCAGCCGGCACGACCGUGCUCAUCAACGCCUGGGCCAUUGGGCGUGACCCGAGGGUGUGGAACGCCCCAGAUGAGUUCAUGCCUGAGAGGUUCAUCGUAGACGACGACGACGACAUGGGAGGCAUAGAUAAUAAUGGUUCUGUAGACUUGAGAGGAAACGACUUCCAGUUUCUGCCGUUCGGGUCGGGACGGAGGAUUUGCCCUGGGUUAAACUUUGCAUUGGUUUCCAUUGAGCUCAUGUUGGCAAACCUAGUCUACCACUUCGACUGGGAGCUAGCGGAAGGGGAGGAUAGCAAUAGCAAUAUUGAUAUGACUGAGGUGUUCGGAUUGACAGCGCGUCGAAAGCACAAGCUCCUUCUCGUCCCAAGAUCAGCAUCAAGUGCACCUGUCGCUGUAGACCAGAGCACAGGGAGAGGAGCUCAUAUGUAAACCUAGCUAGCUAGCCCCUUCGCUGCAAACUUGUAUGACAACUGUGUCAGUAGCCGCCAGAAUUAAGCUUAUUUUCGGCGGCUAAACUCUGGCCGCCGAAAACGGUGUACAAUGUUGUUGUGCGUGUCUCCAAUCUCCAGGAGUUUCCUCUCUCUAUCUCUUUACUUGCUAUAAUUGUUGCUUCCA
Zea mays is the source of this 1848-nucleotide messenger RNA. Its product is annotated as indole-2-monooxygenase-like. Gene Ontology annotation, molecular function: monooxygenase activity; heme binding; iron ion binding. NCBI's taxonomy places the organism in Eukaryota, Viridiplantae, Streptophyta, Magnoliopsida, Poales, Poaceae. The record is from RefSeq and is a predicted model, not a curated record. The transcript has 3 exons. Bases 133 to 1662 code for a protein of 509 amino acids.